Molecule: messenger RNA, 1158 nt
Organism: Scheffersomyces stipitis CBS 6054
Lineage: Eukaryota; Fungi; Ascomycota; Pichiomycetes; Serinales; Debaryomycetaceae
Gene: SAL1
Product: FAD-dependent monooxygenase
Exons: 1
Source: RefSeq, a predicted model, not a curated record
AUGACAGCAUGGGACCAAGGUAAGAUAUUAAUUUCAGGAGCAGGAGUUGUUGGUUUGUUGCUAGCACAAUCAUUAAAGAAACUAAACAUUCCAUACGAAAUAUUCGAUAGAGAUGAGUCAAUAAGCGCUAGAGGUCAAGGUUGGGGUAUCACAAUUCAUUGGGCAUUGAACGAUAUGUUGAGCAUGCUACCAGAAGAUUUAAUCAAAUCUGUGUACGAUGCUCAAGUUUACGAAAAUUUCCAUGAGAAUGACAAUGGUAAUUUCAUUUAUAUCAAUGGCUCAAACGGUAUCCCAGUUGUUAAUAUCCCACCUGCUCCAAGAUUAAGGGUCAGAAGAGAAGAGUUAAGAGUAAUCUUGUCAACUGGUAUUGAUGUCAAUUGGGGUUGUCAGACCAUUAACAUUGAGACUGAUGACGAUGCAACUGAUAUCAACAAGAGAGUUACAGUCACAUGUAAGAAUGGCAAAGUAUUUCAAGGUGGAAUAUUGAUGGGUAUCGAAGGUUCCAAAUCGGUCACAAGAUCAAUUACAAAUCCUACCAAUCAUGAAUUGCAAUACUUACCGAUUAGAUUUAUUGGUGGUACCAUUGAGUUAUCGGAAGAUGAAUAUAGGAAGAUGGCAACAACUUUCAGUCCAUUGUUGUUUCAGGGCACAAUUCCACAAACUGAAUCGUUCUUUUGGUAUUCCCUCUUAGCAACACCAAAAUACACUAAAAACGGAACUUACAAAUCACAGAUCAUGAUGUCAUGGAAAAAUAAUCCGGAUGAACCAUUUGAUACACCAGAAGAAAAAUAUGCCCUGAUUAAAAUCCAUUCAAAAGGAUUAGACCCUCGAUUACAAUACAUGAUUGAUUACUUGGACAAGAGCACCGGGUCUUUCAUGGAGUUGCAAUUGGCCGAUUGGCCAAUAUGCGAUUGGAACGAUUUCAAUAAUAAGAUCUUAUUGAUGGGUGAUGCAUGCCAUGCGAUGACGAUGUAUAGGGGUGAAGCUUGCAAUCAUGGCAUUGCUGAUGUUAAACUAUUCACAAACUUGUGUGAAAGCUUGUUGAAUGGUAAAAUAGAUUGGAAUGCGGUUGUUGGGAAGUAUAAAACUUCGAUAAAAGAUAGAUGUUCAGAAGCUGUUCUUCUAUCGAGACAGGCUUGUAUCGAUGCUCAUGAUUGG